AUGACUAAGAACUCCAUCGACAAACGGGACUUCGACGCAAAUCGCCCACUGCUUCAAGAUACAGACACAGAGCAAGAUGACCGAAGUCCAGUAUCUGCACACGGACCUAGAUCUCGACAUUCGCGCAAUUCCGGGUCAAGGAGCGAUGACGGGCUGUUGAACGAGGUUGUCGGCGAACUCGUCGAACGGGACCGAGCGAAGAUACACAAGGAGGUCGUACGUGUGGUGAGUUUUGGAUGGGGUGUUAUAACCUGCUUGGGCGCUGGCAGUAUUACGGCCUUCUCAUUAUAUGGCCACCUGCUGCUCACGCGUCUGCAAUAUUCACAGCUCCAGGUGAACAUAGUUUCGAUCGCUGCAGAAGUCGCUCUUUACAUCAACGCCCCACUCUUCGGUUACUUGUGUGACCGGUAUAGUCCGUCGCCGUUGUCUUUGUUCUCUGGGACGCUCUUCUGUGUGGGAUAUCUACUUGCGGCGUUGACGUACCAGAGUGGUCCGCCUGUUGAGGCAGGUGGAUCUGGAUGGCCAUUUGGGUUCAUGGUUGUGGCAUUCAUAUGCAUUGGGAUGGGAACCUGCUGCAUGUACCUUGCUGCUCUGGCUACAUGUGCGAAGAACUUCGGCAGAGGCAAGCACAAGGGUAUUAUGCUGGCUGUCCCCAUUGCUGCAUUUGGACUGAGUGGUAUGUGGCAAAGCCAAAUCGGAACCUAUCUGUUCUAUGAAGUUCUCCCAGAUGGAAGUCAUGGAGAUCUUGAUGUUUUCAGGUACUUUGUGUUCUUGGCCAUUCUGCUGCUGGUCAUUGGUGUUAUCGGGACAUUUGCCUUGCGCAUUGUUGAAGAUGACGAUGACUAUAUUGACGAGACCGUUGAAGAGUUGGAACGCAGUGGUCUAUUGGAAGAGAGUGAUUUCUUCCGCCCUCGAGAUGGCAGUCGCUCAGUAGCCGAAUAUGGGACGUUUUCCGAGGCUUUUGAUCAGGAGAGCGCGACCCUUUCCGACGAAGAGCGUGAACAGAAAAGGCUGGAGCGCGAGCACGAAGAGGAAGAGCGCCGAAAGAAGAAUUGGCUUCUCAACUAUGAGACCAGGAUUUACCUGAAGGACCAUACUAUGUGGUGGCUGGCUGCUGGUUUCUUCCUAGUCACUGGCCCCGGUGAAUCAUAUAUCAACAAUCUCGGCACAAUCAUCCCAACUCUAACACCUAUGUCUUACUCUGGAGGCACACCACCUGCCGGGUCUGCCUCAACCCACGUAUCUAUCGUAGCCUUGACCUCGACAAUCGCUCGUCUCAUCACAGGCUCUCUCUCGGACAUAUUUGCACCGCCAACUACCCACCUCUUCCCUCCACUUCCAGAGGGCGCGCGCCACCGACAUCAAGACCCGGCCACCUCUGGUCUGACUCUAUCUCGAAUGAUUUUCCUCCUUCCAUCGGCCAUUCUUCUCUCCUUGGGCUAUUUGAUCCUGGCAUCCCCACUCCCACUCGCACACCCGGCCAUCUUUAACCUUACGACUGCUCUUAUCGGCUUAGGAUACGGCAGUGCCUUCUCCCUCAUACCCAUCAUUAUUUCUGUCGUCUGGGGUGUAGAGAAUUUUGCUACGAACUGGGGUAUUGUGGCCAUGAUGCCUGCCCCCGGGGCUGCGUUCUGGGGUAUCGUUUACUCAGCUGCCUAUCAAAAUGCCAUGGAUCUAGGGGAUGGAGAGGAUGGACAAUGUCAUGGCUGGCGAUGCUAUGGUUUCUGGGCUGUCGGCUGUACCAUCAGCGUUUGGAUUGCCGUUGCCGCUUGGCUGGCUGCUUGGGUGGGGUGGAAAAAGAGAGGAAUUGUUGUUUGA
Penicillium salamii is the source of this 1818-nucleotide messenger RNA. The record is from the annotation of a GenBank genome assembly. NCBI's taxonomy places the organism in Eukaryota, Fungi, Ascomycota, Eurotiomycetes, Eurotiales, Aspergillaceae.